UCAACUUGUAAAUUUAUUCAGCCUUAUUCUCCCAUAUUUACAUUGUAUGCGACAGCAAGGUCUAUCACCUGCCACGGGAAUAUCUUUUUUUAAUAUUAAAAAUGAAAUAUUAUAGUUCCACGACAAUUGAGAUAGAAAAUAAACCGUAAAAGUAUCACUUGGAAAUAUAAACAAAAAGGACCGCAUUUGACCUGGAUUUAGAGAUAAACUACGGCGUUUAUUUAUGGUUGUAGUAAAAAAUAGAAAUGAAGCUCUGGACGUAUCUUGGAGCACGAAGAACGCUAUAAAGUGAAUUUGAAGAUGGCAGACAAAAGCCGAUACAAAGUAGUUGCGUGCGCAUUUUGGAUAAUUGCUGCUGCAGCCAUAGUAUGCACGGCUUUAUUUACAUCGAUGUGUCUGAUUGGAAUAAGCGGAUGUUGUUCGAGCGAUGCCUGUGGGAUGCUGGAGACCAUCACUAUAAGUCUGGUCAUUGUCACUCUUAUGAUGACAUUCUUCCAUUGCUACAGACAAAAGAUUAAGCAUGCAGACUCUCCCAGUUUUUAUGUAGAAACAAUGAAUCUUUCGUCUGACACGAACAUCAAUACACGAUACACACCACUUCCGGUCAACAUUUUUACUCAGGUAGAGGAGUAUAGAGAAGACUUACUCAAAGCUGUACCGGAAACGGAAAUACCAGAAGAGUUUGAGUGUGCAAUAUGCAAUGACAGUAGUACUAGCAACGUCUCAAGACUUUCUUGUGAUCACUUUUUCCACAAGGCCUGUGUACUACAGUGGUUUAUAUCGAACUCCCAGCACACCUGUCCGAUCUGUCGGAGUUCACAGAUCCCCUCCAAUCACCUGUUGAUAAUAACCGUCCUACCUAGUCUGAGUUCUCGACCAGCAAGAACUUCACAGUUAUAAAGUUCCCUGGAGAUGAGGAAAAUGGUUUACAUCUUUAAAACAAAGAAAGUGUUUUUUUGUGAAUCGUGAGCAGACUGCUUAUGCUGAACCAGGAGACAGCAAAACUAAAACAGGAAGUGCUCAUGUCUUCUUACAUAUAACUACACUUACACUUCCCAAUGGAGCUGAAAGCCAUCUAAAGCUAAACUUAAAAAGUGGCGAACAAUCUUAAAAAGUGGCGUACAAUUAGAUAGUUACACAGAAAUGUGUCAUUUCUUGGCCCACAUCUAUAUUUUAGUGAUAAAGCACUUAUUCUGUAAAGAGUUUAAGUGAACAAUAUAGAAAGUGUACACAUAGUAAAGUUGUUAAACAUCCGUAACUGAAAAGUAUUUAAAAAACACAUUAGUCGGCGUUCAAAAUACAGUAUUCAGAGUUGCUGGUACCGAAGUAUUUCGAGUUUAAUUUGGUAUUGACAUCCUUUUCUAUGAGACAGCAUAGUUUGAUCGUGCUAUGUACAUAACUAACUUAAUUAAUUAUGAGGAAAUUAUACAUUUGUAAUCAACUUAUAGUUAAAUGAAUUUUACAUCAGCUUUUAAUAUGGUUUGCUUGAAAAGUAAAUGUCCUAAAAAUACAUGCAUGUAUGAU
Molecule: messenger RNA, 1524 nt
Organism: Saccostrea cuccullata (small rock oyster)
Lineage: Eukaryota; Metazoa; Mollusca; Bivalvia; Ostreida; Ostreidae
Exons: 7
Coding region: 301-900 (199 amino acids)
Biological process (GO): ubiquitin-dependent protein catabolic process
Molecular function (GO): ubiquitin protein ligase activity
Source: RefSeq, a predicted model, not a curated record